CACUGCAACAAACAAGAACUCAAUUAAUCAAAAAGCAAAUAUUGUUUUAAAAAUAUAGAAAUAUCUAUGUUACGUAUUACAAUAGUGAUAUUCCAUCAACUUUAUUAUAACAAUGGACGUGUGAUACUAAAUACGGAACAAAAGUAAUAAGCAAUUAAUGAAAAUGACUAAAUCGGAGUAUCCAAGUGAAAAACCACCAAAAGUAGAAGAUGAUAAUAAAGAAGAAAAUGAAACUUCCCCGUUAAAGCCCGAAGAAAAUGUGUCCAGUGAAAAAGAAAAAGAAACUAAAAAGGUAACACUUCUACAAAAGAUCAAAAAUAUUAAGGAUAACGUAACCGUGGAGCCUAUAAUGGCAUGCUACGUGAUGCCUAGUGUUUUAGCAUCACUCGCCGUACAAAAUUUAAACUUAGAGAAGGCGUGUCUUGUAAACUUGAAUUUCAGCAGUGAAGUUUGCGAAGCGUUAAAAUUGAGACAAACAGAAAAUUACACAGAAUAUGAGGAGCAAGUCCAAACUUUAACGGCGGAGGUGCAGGCUUGGAAGAACGUAGUGCAGACAGCCAUCCCCGUUUUAAUAAUAUUGUUCGUCGGUGCAUGGAGUGAUAGAACCGGCAAGCGAAAAGCAUGUAUAAUGAUACCGAUAGUUGGAGAAUUCGUUGGAUGCCUCGGUUUGAUUAUCAGCACCAUUUUUUUCUAUGAACUACCAGUUGAAUUCACAGCCCUAGCGGAAUCUUUACCCUCAGCUCUCACUGGUGGCUGGUAUACAAAUUUUGUGGGCGCCUUCAGUUACAUAGGAGACAUAACUACUAAGGAAGAAAGAACAUACAGAGUGGGAAUCGUUAACUUGUGCAUGUCUCUCGGUUACCCCGUAGGAAGUGCUCUAAGUGGAGUUCUACUAUCGUGGCUCGGCUACUACGGGGUAUUCGGUAUAUCUCUUAGUUUGUAUGUGUUUAGUAUAGCAUACGGGUAUUUAUGCCUGAAAGAUCCCAUCAAAAAAGACGCAGUAGUGAUCGAAGGAGGAUGUUUCAAUUUUUUGCGCGAAUUUUUCAACUUUCGCCUCGUACUUGAAACUUUUAAAGUGGCCUUCCGAAAAGGCCCUGGAAAUAGACGUCUCCGAGUGUGCUUACUUCUUCUGUGCGUUUGUGUCAUUUUUGGACCUAUGCAAGGUGAAUUCACCAUCAUGUACCUGUUCACGAGGUACAGGUUCAACUGGGACGAGGUCAAGUACAGCAUCUGGUCUACCUAUAGUAUCGUUACGAAUUUAAUUGGGACCGCGUUUUCUAUGAGUUUGUUCAGUAAUUAUUUGAAAUUCGACGACACUGUUCUGGGAAUAAUAUCACUGACGAGCAAAAUAUGUGCAUCUUUCGCCUAUGCUUUUGCCAGAAACGACCUUGAAAUUUAUAUUGCACCGCUCAUUGAAAUUUUAAAUGGAACAUCGUUUAUAGCGAUGCGGUCGAUAGCUACUAAAUUAGUAUCUGGCGAAGAAUUAGGUAAGGUGAACUCAUUAUUCGGUCUGGCGGAGGCGAUGACGCCUCUCGUGUACGGCCCUCUGUACUCGAGGGUGUACAUAAUGACGCUGAACGUUCUGCCCGGAGCGGUGUUCUUACUGGGCUCGCUCCUCAUCAUGCCGGCGGUUGGGAUUUUUAUAUGGCUAUUUUUCGAACACAGGAAAGACAAAAAAAGACAUUUGGAAUCCACACAAACAGAUGAAAAGAAUGUGUGUUAAAGAAGAAUAGAAUCGAAUAAUUUUCGAAGAAGAGUUUUGUAGUGAUUGAGGCGGAAGAAUAUUUGAAUGUUGAACAAAAUGUCAUGCACAUUUCUAGAAAUAUAAGCACUUUUUUAAAAAUAAAAAAAUGAUAUU
Messenger RNA from Aricia agestis (brown argus), 1858 nucleotides. Its product is annotated as proton-coupled folate transporter-like. The transcript has 7 exons. Lineage: Eukaryota; Metazoa; Arthropoda; Insecta; Lepidoptera; Lycaenidae. The record is from RefSeq and is a predicted model, not a curated record. Gene Ontology annotation, molecular function: transmembrane transporter activity. Gene Ontology annotation, cellular component: membrane. Gene Ontology annotation, biological process: transmembrane transport. The coding region runs from base 158 to 1723 and encodes 521 amino acids.